Molecule: messenger RNA, 964 nt
Organism: Lolium rigidum
Lineage: Eukaryota; Viridiplantae; Streptophyta; Magnoliopsida; Poales; Poaceae
Exons: 4
Coding region: 1-744 (247 amino acids)
Biological process (GO): SCF-dependent proteasomal ubiquitin-dependent protein catabolic process; protein polyubiquitination
Cellular component (GO): SCF ubiquitin ligase complex
Molecular function (GO): protein binding
Source: RefSeq, a predicted model, not a curated record
AUGGAGCUCUCGCCAUCGCCGCCGCCGCCGCCGCUGGAGGGGAGGUGGGGGGACCUCCCCGACGACAUCGCCGUCGCAAUCGCGUGCCGCCUCCAGGAGGCGGACGUGUGCGCCCUCGGCGGAUGCUCCAGGUCCUGGCGCCGCGCCUGCGACGCCAACUUCGUGUGGGAGGGCCUCUUCCGCCGCCGCUGGCCGGCCACGGCGGCGGCUGUGGCGGCCGGAGGAGGGGCAGGGGCUUCACGCGUGCAGGGGUGGAAAGCUCUCUACAUAAAUCACCAUGGAAGAACUGCCGUGGCUGUCUCUAGGGUGGUUGAGUUUGUGGAGAGCAGCUCACAUGACGGGUCGCUUGAAGCUGAAUAUUACCUGAAAGCUAUGUCUGAUUUGGCAUUGAUGAAGGAUAUAGGCUUUGUGAAUGUCCAGUUCUUCUUGCUUUCAAGGAAUCGCAGCGCGAUAAUAAAUCUGAUUGGACUGCACUACUCCAUUGCAUGCUUGCAUAUGCUGCCAAAUGAAGUAGAGAAAGCGCUUCAAGCUUGCCAGGUAGCAGAAAGGAAAGUAUGUGUGAGUUUGCUCAAGCUUGGUAGGUGGUUCUAUGGUUUUCGGUUGCCUGAUGAAUAUGAAUCGCACAAAUUUUCAUUGAGUGGGCUCACCAGUGAUGAGGGGGCAAAAGUUCUGGUCAUUCUUAACCGUGGUGCUGUUCAUGAGGUAUUUCGUCUUCAGAUCAGUUUGCUGGGCGCAAAUAAUUGAGCUUAAAGUAUGCAAAACAUAUGUACAUGGCUUGCUGGGCUUUCUGUAAAUAUGGUAUGAUCAUCCUUUGUAUUUUGGUGCCCUGGUGGUACUGCUUUGAUGUAAAUGGCCAAUAGAGAUGGGUGAAAGUGUGAAAUCCAUGCACACUUCUUAUGUAAAUAAAUAAUUGAAUCGCACAACCUUGUACACAUGUUGCUGAUAAUUUCUGUUCAGUGUGUGA